AUGGACCGCCGAAACCAGAUCUUUCAACGCCUGAAACCGCCAUGCGUCGCCCUCAGCCAAGCCGCACUCGCCCUGAAUGGACCUCAGGGAAAUGUUCAGCAGAUCACUGAGAAGCUGGACGAGUUGAAGAAGACAUUGCAAUCCAUCAUCAGCACCAAUGGAAGACCUGCUUCACUGGACAGCAAACUUGCCGACUAUGUUUUUUUCCCCCUCUCACAGGUCCUCAAGGCCAGCCAGCGAGUGUCGAUUCGCUCUCUCGAGCUGGCCUUGCAGUGCCUCGCUGUCUUGCUGGAACAUGGCUGGCGCUCCCACAUUCCGCCUCCGCUGGCUAUCCAGGUCACCAUACUGUGCACUUUGAUGGCCGAGGAGAAGCCGAAAGGCCUGGUAUCAGCAGAGUCCACGGAUGAGCUACGGGCGAGUGCGCUCCACUGCCUUCGCCAUUUGUUCGAGGCUGCAGGUCACACAGUCGAUCUGAAGGACGCCAUUACAGCAGAAGCCAAUGUGCCGCAGCUCGGUCAGACCAUUAGCACCAUUCUGGACGCCAUCCUUGCCGGCGCCUCUGUCGAGACUCAAACUGCAGGCAGCGAUGCUCUUCGAGCUUUGAUGCAGCGGGUCGCAACUCGAGACAUUCAGGCAGGAUUCCUGCCAGGAAUCGUGUCCAAACUAACCAAGAUACUUACUCCAAGAACAACGCAGCGCCGCAACCACAAUGUGUUGAUUCUAGCGCUCAACACUCUCGACUCAUUGUUCAAGAACGUGCUUAAUGAUACCUUCACUGCACAGAUCCUCGCGCCCACUGCGGCGCCGAAUGGAGAAGUGUCCCAAUCAUUAUCAAAGGUGGUGGACCAGAAAUGGCUUGGGACUGCAGCUUCGCAACUCAAACCGGCCAUCACAAGUAUUGUCAAGCUUCGAGGGCACGACAGAUAUGAUGUGAAAAAGGCUCUGGCUCAGUGGUGUACGAUAAAGCUUCAACUCGAAGCGCUGAUCAGCCAGGAAUCUUCACUCUUGGCACUGCUACAGAGCACGCUGCAUGAAUGGCUCACAUCACUGCCGAUAAGCAUGCAAGCAGCUGGUGAAGAAAUGAAGAUACAGCGCGUGCAACAGGUCCGCACCGCAUAUAGUAUCAUCGCGAGCAGCGGGGCCAAUACCAGCCUCAUUGACAAGCUGUUGGCCGGAGUCUUAAGAGACAGCGUGGUGGUUGCAUUACAGGCUCCGACUGCGCAAAUAUCGGAUGCGCCCGUUGUCUCGCAAGUGCAAUCGCUGGAACUUGCUGUGCUCGACAGUGCUCGUCAAAGUACAGUGUUCCCGUCUCCGCUGGUCAGAUACCGAGCUCAGGAGAACACGAUGAAAACUAUCGAGCACCUCGUGCAAAAUAUAAGUAUUUCUUCUGCAUUCAGUGACGACUUGUCUCGAUCGCUGCGUCAGACAGUUGGUGAUGCACAGAUUGCAACGUUCUGGCUCCUUUUGAAUGUCACGCAGACUUCUUUGCAAGGCAGAGAGGGCAUGGAUGACUUUCUUGAAUUGGAUACCAAUGAUCCCGUCCUGGCUGCCGAACUUCUGGAAGAUAUGUACUCGUUUUCGCUCGAGGUACUGACCGACUCAUCAGACGAUCCAGUGGAUCCACGCCUGCAGGCUUUGGCUCUUCGAGCUCUAGCAUUGCGAUCGCAAACUGCAGGUGAAGACUUCCGUCACGAGCUCAUCGAUGCUCUAUAUCCUGUGCUCCACAGUCUUGCCACGCCUGAUGCAUCCCUGCAACAAGAUAGCAUUACGACGCUGAACAUAUUCACCUCCUCGUGUGCCUACAGCUCCGUGCAGAACCUGAUCGUGGAGAAUGUCGAUUAUCUGACCAAUGCCGUGUCGCUGAGGCUGAAUGCGUUUGAUGUCAGUCCUCAAGCUCCUCAAGUUCUGCUCAUGAUGGUGAGACUAGCCGGAGCAAGUCUGUUGCCGUAUCUGGAGGACACGAUCGACAGCAUCUUUGCCGCUCUACAAGACUACCAUGGCUACCCGCUCCUAGUAGAGCUCAUGUUCAGAGUUCUGAGCGUGGUGGCAGAGGAGGGAGCCAAGGCGCCACAGCUUGCCAUUGCCGAGGGCACGAGGCGUGAAUUGGCAAAUUACUACGAUGACAGAUGGCAGCCAACUACGAUCGAUCGUCUGGCGACAAUGCUUCGUGAACAAGUCGACGAACAAGCGCGUCUCGCAGAAGAAGUCAGGUCACCGCCUACAUGUCAUCCACGCCGACCAUGGAAGCAGUCAGAAGGUGGCGAGGAUGAGCAAGAUGAUAUGCAGGACGAGCAGGAAGCACCACCGGUUGAUGUACCUGACCCUCCGCCGCCUGCUCCCAAGACAUACAAUCUGCUGUUACGCAUCUCGGAACUGACGCAACAUUUCCUGCCUUCGGCUUCGGCAUCAUUGAGAGCCUCACUCCUCUCACUGAUCAAGACCACAACACCUGCAAUUGCUCGCCAUGAAAAUUCAUUCUUGCCACUCGUCAAUACGCUAUGGCCUGAGAUUGUUUCGAGGCUCGACGAUGAGGAACCGCACGUCGUGGCUACAGCUCUUGAUAUCAUUGCAUCUCUAUGCGAACACGCUGGUGGUUUCAUGCGCACUCGUAUACAGCAGCUCUGGCCGGAAUUGCAGAACAUUCACCGCAGAGUAACGAAGGAAAUCCUACAAAGCUCGCAACACCCCAGCCAAGUUGUGGCACGAAGGCAGCGCCAGAUGGCAACGGUCACGAGUGCAGAACUCAGCCUGGCACUGAACCGCAUGCGCCUUGCUCCUGCGGACUACAGUGAUACCUCCACAAGACUACUUUGGACGGCGCUGGUGAGAGUAACGGUGUCCAUCACCAAGCACGUUUCACAGACACCAGAAAUGUUUGACGAUACGCUUCAAAUGCUCGAGCCCAUGCUGGACGAUGAGGAGGUCCGCACCGUGCUCGAAGAAGAGAAUGCUGACGCAGUGUGGCUGGUGAUGAUCAGGAACGGGAUGAAGAAUCCCCCGACAAUGCCGGAGCGGCAUCAUGCGAUCAGUCUCCCUUAUGCACUGGAAAAGGGCUACGAGAUAUCCACAGGGACUCCCAUCUCGGUAUAG
Molecule: messenger RNA, 3090 nt
Organism: Sphaerulina musiva SO2202
Lineage: Eukaryota; Fungi; Ascomycota; Dothideomycetes; Mycosphaerellales; Mycosphaerellaceae
Exons: 2
Coding region: 1-3090 (1029 amino acids)
Biological process (GO): chromatin remodeling
Cellular component (GO): cytoplasm
Source: RefSeq, a predicted model, not a curated record